This is a messenger RNA of Haemorhous mexicanus (house finch), 3638 nucleotides long. RefSeq names its product charged multivesicular body protein 4C (gene CHMP4C). NCBI's taxonomy places the organism in Eukaryota, Metazoa, Chordata, Aves, Passeriformes, Fringillidae. The coding region runs from base 123 to 785 and encodes 220 amino acids. Gene Ontology annotation, biological process: vesicle budding from membrane; late endosome to vacuole transport via multivesicular body sorting pathway. The record is from RefSeq and is a predicted model, not a curated record. The transcript is spliced from 5 exons. Gene Ontology annotation, cellular component: multivesicular body; ESCRT III complex; cytoplasmic side of plasma membrane.
GCCCGCCCCGCCGCCAGGUGGGCUGAGGAAGUGCUGUCGCGGCGUGUGCCGGGCGGGGAGGCUCCUGAGGACCGGGCAGGCCAGACCUUUCCGUCGGCGGGUGCCAAGCUGGGAUCGCCGCCAUGAGCAAGAUCUCCAAGUUCUUCAAGGGGGGCGGCUCGGCCGGCUCCAAGGGCCGCAGGGGUCCGUCGCCGCAGGAGGCGCUGGCCCGGCUGCGGGAGACGGAGGAGAUGCUCAGCAAGAAGCAGGAGUACCUGGAGACGCGGAUCGAGCGGGAGCUGGCGGUAGCCCGGCAGCACGGCACCAAGAACAAGCGAGCUGCCUUACAAGCACUGAAGAGAAAAAAGAGAUAUGAGAAACAGUUGAAUCAAAUUGAUGGGACACUUUCGACCAUUGAGUUCCAGAGAGAGGCAUUGGAAAAUUCCCACACCAACACAGAAGUGCUCAAGAAUAUGGGCUAUGCUGCACAAGCUAUGAAAAAAGUACAUGAAAAUAUGGAUUUGAACAAAAUUGAUGAUUUGAUGCAAGAUAUCACUGAACAGCAAGAUGUUGCCCAGGAAAUUUCAGAUGCAAUCUCAAACCGAGCCACCUUUGGUGAUGAGUUUGAUGAGGAUGAGUUGAUGGCAGAAUUAGAAGAACUGGAGCAAGAAGAACUGAACAAGGGAAUGAAAGAUGUCAGGUUGCCAAGUGUUCCGUCCACAUCGCUGCCUUCUCGCCCUGCAUCGACCAGGAAAAGAGCAGAGGAUGAAGAUGAAAUGAAGAAACUGGCUGCCUGGGCUUCAUAAGAGCAUGGUUUUUUUUAUAACACCAAGCAUUAUAGUAAAGAGCUGUACUGCUGUUUUAUAACCACACUGAUUUACUGUGGUUGCAUUUCAUACAGGCUGGGGUUUUUUAUGGCACAUCUUGCUGAGACUAGUGUUACUGCCAUAUUACAAAACUAGCUUAAAAACCAGCAAACAAAAGAAUUAAAUAGUUGUCUAAACCUUCAGGCAUAAUUUUUUUUCAGCCUUGUGAAGAAAUUUGUUAUAUUAUUAGUAUCAGUUUUUUAUAGGCAUUAUCUUACCAUAUCUGUUGGUUUGUAAAACCUGCGUGCCUCACUUAUGCUCAAAGCUGGAUUCAUUGCAAGUUCCUCGAGCCCAAGAACUAAUAACUAUUCAUUUGAACAUGAAGAUUCAAACAGUUUGCCUGGAGCAACUUAUGGUGUCCUAGAUAUUAAGAGGAAGCUCUUCUGUAGGCUUAUUGAAGUGGUAUGUGGUAUUUGUUUUGUUUUAACUGGCCACAAUGUCCCAUGCACUUCUGCAGGUCAACUUGAAUUGUAUUUUGGACUAUUUCUGACUAGGUUACAGAAUUACAGUGAUCGAGGAAAGCAAAAUUAGCAACACGUUUUUAGUUACACAAUUUCAAAAUAGUUUUGAUUUCUGAGCAUUUGGUUCUUUUCUCUUACUCAGUUUAUGAAUGGAAAUAAUACCAGUGUGUUGUAUUUACAGGGCCUUUUUAAACCCUGAUUAAAAGCUGAUUCUGGGUUGCUUGUGAAGUUGGUGUGUUUCUGUCCAACUGACAGUGCUUUAGCCAAAGGAAAAAAUGCCACUCUUGAGUGCUAAACUACUACAUACAUGGAGAGAUGGCUGUUCAAAUACAACCCAAAAAUUAAAUAGGCUGCUUUGUAUUAACAAAGUAUUAAAUUAGUCUUAAACUGUGUGCUUAGAACAGUGUGGAGUUCCUAGGGGUGUAGGAAGCAGAGUCCUUGAUCUAGGUUUCUUGUUUUCAAAUGAAUUUAAAUUUAGUGAUGACUGAACCACUUGGGGAUUAGUGGUGGACUUGGUUUCUGUAGAUCUUUAGCAACAGAAGACUGACCCCUUCUCCUGCAGGCUUUAGCCUGUGAUUUGCUGGGUGUUCAGCUUCAACAGUCUUCAAGUUAGUGAAUUUUAGGUUAAGUAUAAGCAAAUACAUGCUUCUAGACAUGGUCUGCUCAGAGCCUGUCAAGUUGAGCCCCAUGGAUGAAACCCAGAAUGUAUAAACCCUGUGAAGAGAUUGACUUUUUCAGGGCUUUCAUUCUCUGUGGAGGAAUUGCUUUUGGAUUGUAUCUGUAUGAGAGCUGAAUCAAGCCUUUCCACGUAAUUAAUAAUUUUCUUACUGGAUAAAACUGGGUGUGUUAAUUCUGUCCUAAAAUUUGGAAUUUGGAGGUACCAAGAAAAUUGUCCCUUUUUGUUGAGAGUAGAGGAAGUCUGGAAUUAUUUAAUUUUUGUUUUAAAUACAAAAUAAAAAAAAAGACACAGCUGCCUUAAAUUUAAAAAUACAUUUUGAACUCUCAAGGAGUAGGAAACCAAAUACUAUCCAUGUGCUACUUGGUUUUAAUGCUCGCUGAAAUUCAGCAUGAUAUGUUGUUAUCUGAAAGCAGGAAUAUUUAGUAAAAUAGCAUAUAUUCAAAGUUAUUUGAAAUCCAUUUACUAACCCUUUUGGCUUGAAUCCUGUGUUCAGGGUGUGCAGUUUAUGCAGGUCUCUGAAUUGUGUACAGAACACAUGAGCACACACUGGGGGUGUGACUGUGCAAGGCUGGCAGUGUGCUUGUGGACACUUCUGGCAUUUCUAAAUACGAGGCCAUGCCAACACAGUCCCAUAGUUAGUUUGGAAAAGCUGGCUUCCAGCCUCUGUUCUUGUUUGAAUUAGUAGUUUAACAAUGCUUAGCUCUUAUGUAGGUAGCACUUGGCAUAUUUGAAGUGCUCUACAACCUAAUGGGUCUCUAAGCUUCCAUUUUGAAACUAAAGUGAUUUUCAUUCUGCUUUGCAAAAUGUAGGCCUGCUGUUUUUGAAUAAGAAUUUUCCAUGUGAACACCCCUCACUGGAGACAAAAUAAUCCUGUAGAGAUCUCCUUUGCAAACCAGCAUUUGACUGCUGACCUCUAGCAAUGUUUUGGCCAAGUGUUGAUCCUGAAGAAGCUUCAGGUGUGUUCAGCUUAUUAAUGUUUCAGACCAAGCACUUUAAAAACAAAACUUUUGAAAGGUGAAGAAAUGAGACUGAAUAUUCAUCUGAGCUGCUCUGAAAGCUUAUGUAUAGUGGCUGGUGAUCCUGAAAGACAGACUCAUGUACCAGUUCAUAGGCCAGGAUGUGAGGUUGGUGAAAUUAUACUCAGAAACACUGUAGUGGUGUACAGAAACGAAAAGACACCCUGGACCUCCAUAACUGGAGUGUUUGUUGCCAUUUUUUUUUUUGGACACGAGUUUUCUUCAAGGGAAAAGAGUUGUAGGGAUUUAAUUCAGCUGAGGGAGUGGCUCUUUCCUGUGUAAAUUCAGAUAACAGUGGGACAAAUGGCUCUUUCUUAUUUGAACAUAUGCCUCUCUUCAUGCCAAGAUGGUAUUUGUUUAGUAUGUAAGCAGUCGAGAGUGAAUAGUGUCAGUGUGUUAUUCUAAAUGUACCCUAUUAACUGGAACAUAUUUUACAGGAGGACUGUGGCAGCAGAUGGUGUACUAUAAAUUACUUCCUUUCUUGUUGCUUAUUUAUUCUGAGAUUGGUUUUUUACUCCUAACAGGCUUAGACAUUUUUAAACUGGAUAACUUUAAAAAGGGGAAAAGAUACUGAUAAAAGUAAAACUAAUUCAUGUAUGUAUAUAUAUACACACUGUAAAUAAAUAUUUUGGUGUCA